AUGCCUUACCUCCAGAGACUCCUCGUGGGGCUGAUGCUCUUCUCUCCGGCCAUCUAUGCCCUUGCUACUCCGGAGCAAGUCGCGAGGGGAAAGGUUAAAGGUUUCACGGGACCAGCGGACGUAGAAUUGACCGGCGACUACCUCACCGCGACCUUCUGCUACUGCGAAUACCCUCCAAGGAUAGAAGAAUACAUUGGCCUGACCCACUACUAUCAAUUUGAAUACUACAACACUCACCUCGACACUACCUUCAUUUUGAAUUCGACCUGUCCUCAAGAUUAUGUGGGUUAUGACUUUGGUUGUGUCCCUCCAGCUCGCGGGCAGCACGUGCUUGCUGGCUACACCAUGGAUGAGAAAUGCAGGACUUGGCAUGGAGAACACGACGACAAAUUUUGUUACCAGGCGUGGAGCAGCCAGGGUGACGACUACAUCUAUUUCAACGAUCAGAAGAGAGGUCUUGGCCAGAUGGGUAGUCAAGGUCCGGUAUGGAAACACAAGAUGGAGGCAGAGAAAGUUUGUGAAGGCAUGUGCCGGGAGAACAUGGAUGCAGAGCUUUUCAGAGACGAUGACUAUUUACCGAGCCAUCAGGUCGUGUGGACCGACUUGGAUGACAUGUGUGAUCACUGCCGUUAA
Molecule: messenger RNA, 633 nt
Organism: Letharia lupina
Lineage: Eukaryota; Fungi; Ascomycota; Lecanoromycetes; Lecanorales; Parmeliaceae
Exons: 3
Coding region: 1-633 (210 amino acids)
Source: RefSeq, a predicted model, not a curated record